This is a messenger RNA of Oncorhynchus mykiss (rainbow trout), 1195 nucleotides long. RefSeq names its product fibroblast growth factor 19 (gene fgf19). Lineage: Eukaryota; Metazoa; Chordata; Actinopteri; Salmoniformes; Salmonidae. Gene Ontology annotation, cellular component: extracellular region. Gene Ontology annotation, molecular function: growth factor activity; fibroblast growth factor receptor binding. Gene Ontology annotation, biological process: fibroblast growth factor receptor signaling pathway. The record is from RefSeq and is a predicted model, not a curated record.
GUGUGUUGUGUUGUUCCCAGAAUUGGCUUUGGGAAAAGGGUUAUCGAUCGUACUGAUAAGCAGCACAUUUAAAAAGGCUGGGACAUUGUCUUACUAGAAAAUAACGACAGAUACAAAGAAGGGAGACGGUCUGGGAUAACAGACAGAGAAAAGCAUAAAAAAAGAGAAUUUGAUAUAGUCAAGAGCAAAAUGACACUUGCAGUGACUGCAGUAUGCAUGGUCAGCGUGUUUUUUGCUGUUGGAGUUGUUUGUCUACCACUGCCAGACUCGGGGCCUCAUUUAGCCAACGGAUGGGGACAGACGGUCCGGCUCAGACAUCUGUAUGCGGCCAAACACGGAUUGCAUUUGCUAAUCAACGAUAAUGGCAAGGUGCACGGAUCUCCCGAGCAGAGCUCUUACAGUUUGGUGGAAAUCCGACCUGUAGACACGGGCUGUGUCGCAAUCAAAGGAGUAGCAGCCUCGCAGUAUCUCUGCAUGGAAGGGAAUGGAAGACUGUACGCAUCGAAAACCUAUAUGAAAGAUGACUGCUCCUUCAAGGAAAACAUCCUCCCAGAUGGCUACAAUAUUUAUGUCUCUGACAAGCAUGGGACCCUGGUGAGCCUGGGUGGCAGCAGGCAGAGGCUCCAGGGGCGAGACAGAGGCAUUCCUGCACUGUCCCAGUUUCUACCAAGGGUGAGCACCCUGCCCCUGGAUAUAACAACAGAUUUUGGGUUGUCAAGCCACCCCGAGCAAGGCCCUCAGUCAGGCCUGGACAUAGACACUAUGGAUGCCUUUGGGAAACUUUCCCAGGUCUCAAUCCAAAGCCCCAGUUUCAAUAAGAGAUGAGCAACUGAUGGUGCAAUCUAUACUAAGAAGCUUCUACAUCUACAAGGUGUCUCCAAUCUCAAUUAGUUUUUGGCACAUGACAUUAUACACCACUCCAAACAUACAGGCCCAAGAAGAACCGGAUUGAAAUCAAUUGUAGUAUUUAUUUUGUUAUAAUUUUUUAAAACUUUACUUUUAGCCAUAUUAUUUAAUGAAAAUACUUGAUCCAUGUAUUUUGAAAAACAAAUAUGGGGCUCUGUAUGCACUUUGUCUACAUUUUUGUAGAUGCAGUCGAAGUCGGAAGUUUACAUACACUUAUGUUGGAGUCAUUAAAACUCGUUUUUCAACCACUCCACACAUUUUUUGUUAACAAACUAUAGUUUUGGCAAGU